Messenger RNA from Eurytemora carolleeae, 2037 nucleotides. Its product is annotated as importin subunit alpha-5. The record is from RefSeq and is a predicted model, not a curated record. Gene Ontology annotation, molecular function: protein binding; nuclear import signal receptor activity. Lineage: Eukaryota; Metazoa; Arthropoda; Copepoda; Calanoida; Temoridae. The transcript is spliced from 19 exons. Gene Ontology annotation, cellular component: nucleus; cytoplasm. Gene Ontology annotation, biological process: NLS-bearing protein import into nucleus. Bases 38 to 1621 code for a protein of 527 amino acids.
AUAGUUGUAUUGAAGCUGUCGGUUUCUAGAUAAUAAAAUGCCUGUCGCAGCCGUCCCCACCAAUAACGAGAAUCGUCUGAAGGCUUUCAAAAAUGCCGGGAAAGACAAAGACGAACUUAGGCGUCGACGAAACGAGGUGUCUGUGGAGCUCCGAAAGAACAAGAAGGAUGAUAUGCUCUCUAAAAGAAGGAAUGUUGCAACUGAUGAAGAACCUCUGAGUCCUCUCCAGGAUCAGGAGAGUAAGCAGGCAGCAGCUCUUCUCUCUAUAGAAGAGAUCCAGAAUGGUAUUCUGUGUGGAGAUCCAGUCCGUCAAUUCCAGGCUACGCAAUCUGCGCGUAAGAUUUUGAGCCGUGAGCGAAAUCCUCCAAUUGAUGUGUUCAUCAAUCUAGGGAUACUACCCAGAUUGGUUGAGUUCCUUGGUCGUGUUGAUCAGCCCAAUCUACAAUUUGAAGCUGCCUGGGCUCUCACCAAUAUUGCCAGUGGGUCAUCUGAGCAGACCAAGGCUGUGGUUGAGGCUGGUGCUGUUCCACACUUUAUAAACUUGAUCAAGUCUGGAGAGGAGAAUGUGUGCGAGCAGGCUGUCUGGGCUCUAGGCAAUAUUGCUGGAGAUGGUCCUAAUAUGAGGGAUUUCGUGAUCAACAAUGGAGUUGUUACACCUCUGCUAAACCUGGUUAAUAUGCCUGAUAUCAAGAUUAUAUUCCUCAGGAAUGUAACCUGGACAAUCUCUAACCUGUGUCGUAACAAGAACCCUCCCCCUCCCUUCGAGGUGGUGAAACAAUGUUUACCUACUCUCAACACUCUUAUCAAUCAUGAUGAUUCAGAGGUGCUUGCUGAUGCCUGUUGGGCCCUAUCCUACCUGACUGACGGGACAAAUGACAAGAUUCAGGAGGUUGUUAACUCCGGCGUUAUCCCCCGCCUUAUCCAGCUUCUUGACUCAGGAAAUAUUCCUGUGGUUACUCCGUCCCUCCGCACUCUAGGAAAUAUUGUUACCGGAAACGACCAACAAACUGACGCUGUUCUCCAGUGUAAUGCACUUCCAGUGUUUGCCCGUCUUCUCCAGCAUCCAAAGGGAAAUAUUCUGAAAGAAGCUGCUUGGACCAUCUCAAAUAUAACAGCUGGCAACACAGAACAAAUUCAGUUGGUGAUAAAUGCUGGAUGCGUGCCACCACUGAUCGAUAUCUUGGUCAAGGGAGACUUCAAGGCUCAAAAGGAAGCAGCAUGGGCCGUUACAAACUUGACUUCAGGCGGAAGUGUAGAACAAAUUGUACAAUUGUGUGGAGAGGGUGUGCUCAAACCAUUCACUGAUCUUCUCGCAGCAAAGGAUGAUAAAACUAUCAAUGUUGUUCUUGAUGGUAUCACUAAUAUCCUCAACACUGCUGAUAAGCUUGGAGAAACAGACAAGGUUGCUCUUAUGAUUGAAGAAUGUGGAGGAUUGGAUAAAAUUGAAGCUCUCCAGUCUCAUGAGAACGAGGUUAUCUAUCAGAAGGCGUUGUCUAUCAUUGAAACCUUCUUCCCUGACGGGGAUCAGGUUGAUGAUGACGUAGCUGCCCCACGACAAUCUGAAACUGGAUUUGAGUUUAGUGAACCCAACAACAUGCCAAGCCAGGGAUUCAACUUCUGAUUCCCGACUCAAGGGAUUCAACUUCUGAUGCACGACUCCAUGGAAACUCUGUUUCUAAUUCUAAAUACUAGAAGGGAAUUCAAUUGAGCUGUAAAGGAUUUUAGUUUAAUCUGGAAGUAUGUUAAAGAUUAAUUCUUUUAUAUUCAUCUACUUGGAUUUAACUUUAAUCCUUGGAUUAUUAAGAAUUCCACUUCUGAUUCCCGACUAAAAGACAAUAUGCAUUCAGCUUCUAUUAACAGAUGUGUACAAACUUAUUUUUUUUACUCUCAAGACUUCAGCAUUUAUUUUUAUAUUAUGUGAAUCGAGCAGACUUUGCUUUGGUCAAGCCGAAAGGCUUUAUUCAAUUUAAAAUGUGAAUUUAUAAUUGUGAUCAGAAAUAUGUGUUUUUGUGCACUAAAUAUAUCCUUAUGGUUUUU